Strongylocentrotus purpuratus (purple sea urchin) is the source of this 6946-nucleotide messenger RNA. RefSeq lists its product as uncharacterized. Bases 312 to 3680 code for a protein of 1122 amino acids. The record is from RefSeq and is a predicted model, not a curated record. Gene Ontology annotation, biological process: netrin-activated signaling pathway. Gene Ontology annotation, cellular component: membrane. The transcript has 21 exons. Gene Ontology annotation, molecular function: netrin receptor activity; protein binding. Lineage: Eukaryota; Metazoa; Echinodermata; Echinoidea; Camarodonta; Strongylocentrotidae.
CCACCAUAUGUCUAUUUCAGGGGCUUAGCUUGGAAGAUUUAGUGUAUCUUCUAGGCCAAAUUUGUGUUUUUAUCCUCACAUAUUUUUGUUGGUUAUUCUUGAUCUUCAUUAUUAAAGAUGAUACUGAUGAAAAAGAGAGAAAAGACGAUCAACUGACAUCUUUCAAAUAUGACUCGGGGAGCGAUCGGGAUGAUAUUUCCUUCGGUGGCCUUUCGGCACCCCCCGAGAUCCUGGCUCGGGGGCCGAGAGCACAGCAAGCGUAUGCCGAAGCAGCUAAAGCUGGCAAGAAGAAAGUAUUCCGAACGCGCCUGAUGCUUGUGGGACAAGAACGUGUUGGAAAGACAAGUCUAAAGAAAACUCUCACAAGACAAGGAUUUGAUGAAAAUGAGGCAAUAACGGACGGUGUAGAAGCAACAGACGCAUGUGAAAUUAGCAUUGAGGUUGCAAAAGCUGGCGAGAAAAUGUGGUCAAUUCACAAGAAAGGACAUGAGAAUGAAGAUAACAAGGAGGAUGAAUACAAAAAAGCUCUUGCGGAUGACAUAGCAAAGAGGCUGACCGUGAACCCUCAACAGGGUCAAGGAAGUUUUGAACCACACAGCAGAGGUCUGAAUCAAGAAGAAGAAGACGAAUCUGUCUUCGAUAGUGUGGAGGCGCCCAAGGCUGAAGUGAAGGGUGAAAAUAUGCCGAAUCGAAUAGCAAGUCUGGUGCGGAAAAUGCUAAAGAAACUGGUUCACAGAAAGGAUCAAGAAACUUUAGAACCACACAGAGGCCUGAAUCCUUCAGAAGCAGAAGAAUUUGUCUUGGAUAAUGUGGAGGUGCCCACAGCUAAAAAGGAGGAUGACAAUAUGCCAAAUCAAAUAGCAAGUCUGGUGGAGGAAAUGCUUAAGGAACAGGUUCACCUAAAGGAGAUAGGAGCAGACAGGACUGAUAGCGGUAGAGGAGAAGGAGUCUCCCUAAGUAUAUGGGACUUUGCUGGUCACGACAUAUACUACUCAACCCAUCAGGUGUUUCUGACGUGGCGAGCUAUUUAUGUGAUUGUCUUUGAUCUCAGUAGAAGUUUGGAUUCUGUCGUUCCCCCUGAAUCCAGAGACAAGAAUUAUGAAAUGGUUAAAGGAGGUGCCAAAUCAGAACUGACAUGUCUAGAGUUCAUCAAUUUCUGGUUGUAUUCCAUCUACGCCCAUGCUGUGGCGCCGUCUUCAGUCAUAAAUAAGAAUUCGCGGUCUAAAACCGCCCAGAAAUCUCCACCAAUAUUCAUCGUUGGUACGCAUCGAGAAAGUGUGAAAGGAGAUGCAAAAGAGAAAAGGGAAAAGAUCGGCUCUGCCUUUAAGAAGAUCCGUGAAUCUAUCAUGGAGAGGCCGUUUCAAUGCCAUGUGGUUCCCGAGUAUUAUGCCAUUGAAAACAGCUUAAAGGACAAAGACGAUAUGCUGGUUGCGUUGAGGAGACACAUUGAGAGAGUAGCGAUGACAGAGCCUUACAUGGGAGAAGAGAUUCCACUCAGAUGGCUCUUAUUUGAGGAAGCUCUAGCUGCACAUGAAAUCAAUUACAUGUCAUUAGAUCAGACCAAGGAACUGACGCAGUCAUUCGGGAUGGAAUUAGAGCAUGAACUUCUCACGAUGCUGACCUUUUACCACGAUCUGGGUAAUGUAGUCUACUACGGAGGCAUCGAAGACCAGCAUUCUCUCCUACAAGACAUGGUGAUCCUGAAUCCCCAAUGGCUAAUUGAUGUCUUCAAGCAGGUCAUUACCAUCCUGGAUCCCGCAAAAAGAGAUGGGAUCGUGAGUGCUGCUUUGGCCACUCUUGAGAAGGAUGGUAUCUUAGAGGAUAGGUUGAUUCAGCAUAUGUGGCAAGGCUUUUUGGAGAAGAAGGAGGCCUUAGUCGAGCUCAUGGCCAAGUUUGAUCUCAUCUGUGAGGCUCCUGUAGAACGACUCCAGCAGGAUGGAGUAGACACUGAGGUAUCAAAUGAAACAGAGAAGGUGGUAAAGAAGCGCUACUAUGUUCCUUCCAGACUGACGUCCCCUUGCCCCUCAGAAGAGAUUGCACAGAUCACAUCUUCCACAGACUUUUAUGUGGACUUCAGAGGCUUCUUACCAGAUGGGCUGUUUCAUCGGUUGAUGGCGAGAGCAGUCAGAUGGAUGGGUGAAAGAGAUGGAGGACCAGUCACUCUUUUCCAUCGUCACAUCAGUCUAAUGGUUGACGGAGUGCAUCAUGCCUUAAUAGAGAUGUUACCUCCUUGUGAAGCAACUAUCAAGGUCAUUGUAUAUCAAGGAGCGGUUGCUGGUUCUGAUCAUGAUGGGGAUAGUCACAAACCCCCAGCCCCAAGUGCUGUCAAAGAGGUGAUGGACUUUGUAACGAAAACCCUUGAUAGCCUUAUUCAGCACUGGGCUAGGAGGAUCGAGUAUGAUGUCCGCUUUCUGUGCCCGAGCCCGAAGUGCAAGUCGAAGAUACUGCUUAAAGACUGUUACAAAGGAAUGUCACUCAAGUGUAGACUACAUACCAUCCCUACUGCUGCAAUCAAGUUCAAGUUUGGUAUGAGUGAGGAAGGAGUGAAGACGGGGAACGAAAGUUCAAGUAGCUCUUUGCAAAGGAAUGAAGACGCAAGAAGAACUGGAGAAUCAACACAAAGAAGCGCUCCAUCUUACCAAACAAGCAGAAGUGCAACCAGCGGAUCCUCUCAAGGACAGCCGAAGUUCCAUGACAUCUAUCUUAAGUUUAGUCAAGACACGGAUGAUGUACAUAAGGUGAAGGAUAUCAUCCGCAGGAAUGGCUGGACGAUGGUGACUGCUGCCGACAGCAGGCUUGGUGUCCCGAAAAUGGCCAGUAUCGAGGACGCCCUCAAGACCUGUUCCCACGUGGUCCUUAUAAUCACGAAGGAGGAUUGCGAGAAGAACGACCCAUAUCAGACCAUGAUGAUGGGGAUGGCAUUUCAGUCGACGGUGGGCGGGAGUUUGAAUGGCCGGGUGAUUUCAAUCCGAUGCUGCGAGGAGAGUCAUCUUCCGUUAUCGCUUCAGAGUUUGGAAAAUGCAUGCAUCAAUGAUCACUCUCUAGAGGACAAACUAAAGAGGACCAUUGAUGUUAGCAUCAGGAAGAACAAAGAAAGAUCAUCAGUGGGUACUAGCUCCACGUUGCCAACAGGAGUAUCCAUUGCACCUCCAGUGUCCUCUGACCUCAGUACACAGCCUCUGGCAGCGGCACGGGUUGCUUCAGAGGUUGAGCGGAUCCUCCCGCGAAUCAACGAUCUGCCAGCUGUUCCAAGCUCUUCAGUGAACAUACAUGGGAAUGUUUUUAACAUCGGCUCCAUGUAUGUUACAGGGAGACAUGAUCUUGUGCCGCUGCACCCAAUGAUCAUCCCCCUUGUGGUACGGCACGAGCUGAGUAAACUAUUGAACGGUCCCCGUGUUACUCAUGACGACUGGAAGGGACUUGCUAGUGCCUUGCGAUUGGAUGACUACAUCGCUAGUCUGACCAACAAGCCAGACCCAACAGCAGAUCUGAUUGAUAUGGCGGAGAGACAGAAGAAGAUUUGCAGUCUCGAGGAUCUGAGGCUCAUUCUGAAGCAGAUGAAGCGCGAUGAUUGUGUGGAUGUUCUUGAUGCCGGAGCAUCGGUAGAGUCAAACAGCCGUCUGAUGAUUAAAGAUCGGGACAGAAGUAGCAGUUCUAGUGAUGACAGUUACAAUGAAUAAGUCUCUGGAUUGUAAACCACGGGGUAUGGGGUUUGAAUCCUGCCAAAGUAGAUGUAUAUGAAGAUAGUGCAUGUGUUUAAAGGCUUCAUAUCAUAAAGAUGUGAACAUUAUGAAUACUGAUGAGGCUACCCUGGGUAAAAAAGACAUAUUAUUAUUAUUAUUAUUACAUCUGAGUGAUAAUAUUAUAUUUUCUAACAACUAGACAUUUAGUGUUCCCCGUGCGGACUCGUGUUUCCUGCCCACUACAUUCCUCUAAUGUACGUUAUUGUGCACAUUAUCAUAGUUCAUUUUUCACAGGUAUCAUUUUAUAGAAAAGUGUAUGCUUUUAAAAUACUCAAUCAUUUGGCACCUGAAUAUCUUAAUGACACCCUCCAAAUAUAUACACCAACUCGCAGUCCUCGUUCAGCAACCGACACAUGUAAACUUAACAUUCCCUAAACUAGACUCUCAGCAGCUGAAAUCAAAGACUUGGAACAGUAUCCCUCUUUCCAUAAUGGAAAUUACCUGUCUUGCCACCUUAAAAAAAUCCCUAAAAACUUACCUUUUCCCCAUUAAUCUAUGUGAUAUACUUUCUCUACAGUAACUGUAGAUUUUUUGCUCUUUUUAUAUAUUUGUAUUUGUAACCGCUAUGGUACUAAUUGUUUUUAACGCUCCUAAAUAUUCGAUAUUAUCAUUAUAAUUAUGUUUAUUUACAAAUAACCAGAGGUAGCUGCCUAUCUUUGAUAUUUUGAAAGAGUGAUUCCUAUUUUCGGACCUUCAAGCUAGGUUUUGCACAGGUCAUUUCCCUCUUUUUGUCUGAAGACUUUUUGUUAAAAAGUUAAAAAAUUACAUUUGAUUCAUAACUUUCCAAUGUUUAGCUGUAAAACAUUAGUUGGUAAUACAAAAAAUGAAAGUAAAUGGUUAGAGUUUAUUCUUUAGGAUCUUAUCAACGUAUAGUGAUCAUGGUUUACAUUAUAUUUUAACUCAGAGAUGGAUUAUUUGUUGUUGUCUUGUGCUCAAUAUAAUCAUGAAAAUGUAUUUUAUAUAUGUAUGAUAUUUUGAUGAAGGAAGCCUUGAAUAACAUGUUGCGAAUGUUUUAUUCAAUUUGAUAUGGAACUGCAUUAUCUUCAAUCGCUGCUCAUAAGUAUCGGCUUGCACGUUGAUGUCGAUAUACAGGAGGCUUGCGGUUGCACCAUGUGAGAGAGGGUGAGGAUUAGAGCCACUCAUAGGGCCACUCCUACCACCCAUCCUCUCCAACCGAUGCUAUAAUUCUCCUUCGAACUAUAAGCUAAGAAAGAUAACCAACAUUUUUUUUGCAAGACUAUACCAACAGUCCUUUUCAGGACUACACACACGUACACUCGAGAAAGGAAGAUUUAAUACCGAGAGUCCUUUUCAAUACUCCCCAAUCCUCCCCCUCCAAGUCCAAGUGAGCUUCUUGUUGUAAUGCCCCCCUCUACUGCUGGGCUUUAGUCAAUUUUUAGACCUGGAUCAGAUGACCAUCAACUUGAAGCUGUUACUCAGUUUGGGGGACUCGGUUUAUUAUCUGAAACGAGUGUUGUUAUGAAUAAUAAAACGUGCUAAUUGCAUAAUAACCUUUACAGGGAAGUUGUAUGAAUUAUAUUUUUAAAGAAUUGUAAUUUUGUUUGAGUAAUAUUUUUGAACAAUUGUGAUGUUUGUCAAUAUUUGAGCUUCCUGUGUACUCCAUUUGGUAAAUUGUGUGAUAUAUUAAGUUCAUGAAUAUAUAUUUUGUUAACUCUUUGUAAGACAGGGCCCUGGUAUGUAGAACUAAUAUUAAAUAUUAUAUUUACAUGUUGAGAGUCAGCUUUGAUAAAUAAAUGUUGUAUUUUGUGCUUGCACAAGUGAUAAAGAAUUCAUGUGUUAGAGAAUCAUGCGAUACAUUUUCUUACGGGAUUAAAUUGAUUUUCAAUGUAUGAUCUCAACAAUGAUAUUUUAUCUCACUUUUAUACUGAUUAUUGAUAUGUGUAGAGAAUUCAGAAGUUUCAGCGUUCCACGGAGAUAUAAAAGAAUUAAUAUGUUGUUAUUGCAAUGAAGUGGUUGCUAGUUGUGCAGUUAUACUUGUCGUAGAGGGCGGCCAAAUGUAAACAAACCUUUAGAGAUAGCUGCGCCCAUAUGCAUCGAUUAUCGAUAAACUGUGCUGUUGGUAGGGAUUAAUUUUGAUUGUCCUAUAUGUUAUAAUAAGAUACAAAUUAGUUGAUUAAGAUUGAAGAAAUGAUGUGUUUCUACAUUUUGUAUUAUUAAUGUAUAGAAGAAGUAUUUCAGCAGUGCUGAAUAUUUCAAUGAGUUUGAACUUAAUUAUAUUGAUAUGCCAAAUGACAUGCAGAUUAUGCUGUCAGAAUAGCCAGUAAAGAAAUGCUUGGUUGUUGUUAUUGUUUUUAUUGAUUACAGCUGGUAUAUGUUUGCUGUUGAGUCAUCUUAUCCAAUGGCUACGUGUGGUGACUUGGCUGCUACAUGGUUCGUUAUUCUUUCUGCAAAUUUAUAAUUAUGACGUUUAAUGCAGUAGUGAAAAUGUAUACCAUAUUUGAAAUUUAUUUUAGUACAAGAAAUUUCUUGGUCUUUUAGAUGUGCAUCUUGCUUGUGAUAUAGCUUUUUUUUGUAGAAUGCUUAGAUAACAAAAAAUACUUCAGCAUUUCAAAGUGCACUUAUGAAAUUAGUUCAGCUCAUAGCCAGGAUUUUAGUAUGACAAAUUGUGUUUGAUUGUGUUCAAAUGCUAUUUAGAUAAUUGAUUCUUGUUAGGAUUUCUAUUCAGAUUAAUUUCCAUUCGGAUCUUAAAACAGAGUUUAUAUUAUCAGAGGGUAAUGAGUGAAGUUUCGUUAGAAUAGGGAUACAAAUAUGUAGUGUCUGUACUUUGUAGGUCAUGUAUAUAUUUACAUUUUUCCCAUGAGGCCUGACAGUUGGAGGCAUUUUACGGAAUAUGCAAUGAUGUAUACGUAUUAAGUAUUGUAAACUUGUCAUCAAUUCCAGCAGAUGUGUGGAAAUUAUACUGAAUCUAUUUACUUUUAUUCUUCUUCUUCUUCUUCAAGAUAAUCUGCCUCCUUCAAUUAAUCAUUGUCCUAAAGUAAUAGUGAUAUACAUCUUGUUAUUCUGAUAUUACAUAUGUUUACAUUGUAUAAUGAUAUACAACUGUCUUUUGAAGAUAUUUUGUAUGUGAUGUUUAAUUUUGAACAUGUUCUUAUUGUUUUUGUUAUUCUUCUGCCUUUGCAGAAUUUCGUUUUGUAUUUUGUUAACGAAUGGUAAAUAAACGGGAUAAACUACAUUACAUUUCA